CCGUGGGAACAGGAGCUGGGUAGGGCCGACUCAUUCAUCUGACGGAGACCAAGGGACCUGGGGAGUGCCGUAUUCUGCUGUGCGUCUGGCGAUCGUCACCCAGGCUGGGGCUUCCGGGGCAGGAGAGGACCCCCGGCCCCUGGAAGCGCUGGUCCGGGGGACUGGGCUCCCCACAUCUUCACAGAGCAUGAGCCCCCUUCUGCCGCUGCUGCUGGGCUUCAGCCUGGGCUGCACCGGAGCAGGUGGCUUUGUGGCUCACGUGGAAAGCACUUGUUUGUUGGAUGAUGAUGGGACUCCAAGGGAUUUCACAUAUUGUAUCUCCUUCAACAAGGAUCUGCUAACCUGCUGGGAUCCACAGAAGGACCAACUAACCCCUGUUGAAUUUGGGGUACUGAAUCCCUUGGCCAGAAGCAUCUCAGAGUACCUUAACCAAAGUGAUACCCUGCUGCAGCGCCUGCGCAAUGGGCUCAAGAACUGUGGCACACACACUCAGCCUUUCUGGAAAUCACUGACCCACAGAACACGACCACCAACUGUACAAGUAGCCCAAACUACUCCUUUUAACACAAGGGAGCCCGUGAUGCUGGCUUGCUACGUGUGGGGCUUCUACCCAGCAGAUGUGACCAUCACAUGGAUGAAGAACGGGCAACUUGUCAUCCCUCAUAGCAGUAUGGAGAAGACUGCGCAGCCCAAUGGAGACUGGACAUACCAGACCCUCUCUCAUUUAGCCCUCACUCCCUCUUACGGGGAUACAUACACCUGUGUGGUGGAGCACAUUGGGGCACCUGAGCCCAUCCUACAGAACUGGACACCUGGGCUGUCCCCCACGCUGACGGUGAAGGUUGCUGUGUCGGUAGUGACUCUGGGUGUGGGCUUCAUCGUCUUCUCCCUUGGUUUGAUCUGCUGGCGGAAGUACGGCUUCUCUAGCUACACUCCCCUCCCUGGGUUCAAUUAUCCGGAAGGACGGCACAUUACCUAGAGGCAGACUUCUGUACGUGCAAACUCCUGAAGGUGACACCGUGACCACCCCCGAAAUCGUCACACCUCCAAGUUUUCUUGGAUUCCUGCCCGCCAAGUUCUUUGAGUGUGCCAGCCCCACCUCCAGUGUAAACCUUGUAGCUUGAGGAAACUAAUUCCUGGGAAUGUUCCGUACCCACUUAUCAUCCAAAAUUGUAUUUCUUUGGUAAAUGUAAUCUGGAGAGGGAAGUUUAAGGCCCUCCUGGGUUCCCCGUGUGCCACAGAGAGUGAUGAGUCACUGGUGACUGUCUCUGGGGAAUAAACUCCGGUGCAUA
Lepus europaeus (European hare) is the source of this 1292-nucleotide messenger RNA. Its product is annotated as HLA class II histocompatibility antigen, DM beta chain. Bases 188 to 979 code for a protein of 263 amino acids. Gene Ontology annotation, biological process: immunoglobulin production involved in immunoglobulin-mediated immune response; positive regulation of T cell activation; peptide antigen assembly with MHC class II protein complex. Gene Ontology annotation, cellular component: late endosome membrane; lysosomal membrane; MHC class II protein complex. Gene Ontology annotation, molecular function: MHC class II protein complex binding. The transcript is spliced from 6 exons. Lineage: Eukaryota; Metazoa; Chordata; Mammalia; Lagomorpha; Leporidae. The record is from RefSeq and is a predicted model, not a curated record.